UGCACCCUGUCAGAGAUCUGUGCAUGCUUGAAGUUACAGAGUCAUGUGCAGUUUUGACACAGCAAAAAUGAUGUUUCUGUGUGGAGAGAUGACACAAGAAGAGCUGUGAAGUAAGCAAGUGUCUUAGCCUGAAGCCCCCAGAGGGAAGCAGAGGGCUUGACUUGCCCACACCAUGAGUCUUCUGUAGUUACUUAGCUGUGCCGAACCGAAUGGGAGAUAGGAACAGAAGUGGUAGAUGCAUUGUGACUGCUGCCAAAACCUCUUCAUUCCAGGCAAUUAUUGCUUCAUGUCAAGAUACCAAACUCCCAGAGGCUAAGUCUGUCCUUAGGAAUCUAAAUUUCUGCUUGCAUGGCAAUGCUGCAUCCUUCAGAGAAGAGAACUUCUACAGUGAUAACAAGGACAUGGUCAAGCAAAGUGCUGCCCCUGGUCAUUACCAGUCACAGGUAAAUAGCAAGAAACAAGAAAUGGAAACUCAAUUGUGUUCCCCAUUGUUAGGACCAAUUAUGAGUACACCACCUCCAUUGGAAUCUUCCCGUCUGUACAGCGACUGGUCAGCAUGUGGAGAGGAUAUUGGCUCAAAAACUGCUUUUCAAGACUGCACAAAGAAACGGGCACCAAUAAAUCUUUCUUAUUCUGUCAGUGGCCCUGAUAUGCUUGGGCUAGUGUCGAGCAUUUUAGAGGAGCCAAGCAAGCCAGAACCAGUUACAGAUUGGAAUUCUCUUUCAAGAUUGUUUCCACCUCUGUGGGCACCUGAUCUUGGAAGCAAUGGUGAAUUCUCAGGGCUCUCCUCUAAGCAUUCUGGUGAAAGUAAGGGUUUUUCAAACCUGAUGGGCACACAGAACUGCUAUCAGGAAUGCUUGCAGAAGUCUCAUGAUGUGGAGACGCUCCACAGAGGUUUGGAAGAUCUUCAUUUAAUAGAGUCUUGGCUUUCUCCCUCUGGCCAUUGCACUCAGACUGAUAAUAUCCUGAAGAACAGCUACCGUGACAAUUCUUCUUUGCAAAAUAAUAAUACAAUUCAGCAAGAAGGAGUUUCAUUUCAAAAUGUAGACUAUAACCAGCAUUUUUGCAGUAUUGACUACAUGAGGUUGAAUGGAGACUAUGAAAAAAUCUGUUCCAAUUUUACCACUUUUUCUUCUCCAAAUGGAAUGAAAGAAGGCACAAGUGUUCAGAAAGAGUACUGGAAAAUGGAAAGAGCAAGAAGCAAAGUUAUAAGAAAUGAUGUUCAAGAACAAACUAAGUAUUCCCCUGAUGUUUCCAAUCAGCCUAUUAAUGGUUCUUGGGAUGAAGCGUCCCAGGACAACCGCUUGUUUUCUAAGAGACAUGAAAGCUUCACAGCUGUUCAUAAGUUGCAGUCAUCUGUUCAUCCACCGCUGCAUUUUUUCAGGCAGCCCACUAAAGAAAACAAUUUUUCUGGAGGGACAAGUAGAAAACUACAGGAAACCUAUGCGCAAAACGGUCACAGCUUUACAUUGGGGGAUGCUGUUAAUAAUAAUGACUGUAAGAUCCAUAUUAGGCCUAAAGAACACUCUCACAAAGUUUCUGAGUAUGAUUUAUCUGUAAAAAAUGUUAUGCAAAAUGGGAAUUUUCCAUCAUACCAUGGACGCACAUGGCUGGAUGGGAGAACUGCAAGUCCGACGGCUGCAUCAGAUAUCAUGUAUGGAAAGCAAGUAUUAACAAGUCCACAGUCGUCUUCAGGGGUUUCCACCAUGUCUGGUGGUUCUCCCACUCAUCAGUCUAUAACACAAUCAUCUUACUACUCACAGAUCUCGCCUGUCCUCCCUUCAAGGAAAGAUGGAAGGUUACAAAUACCCAAUGGUGUUUCUAAUAACUUGGGAGUUUAUAAUUUUGUCGCAGAAAAUCAGAAGCAGAUGAAACCCAUUGGACGAUCACAGCAUGAUUCAUUGACUGAUAAGGAGGGGCAGUACCGUAAAUUUGCCAUUAAUUUUCCAUCCGACUGGUUAACACAGCAGAAUGCUGGAAGUGAGGACCCUGAAAAAUACCACAGAUUUCCAAGAAAGCAGACCCAAGAAAAUAGUAACAAAGAUGAUAGAAGGGGCAGAAGGAAUUGGAUUCCUCAUUUUGGGUGCACAGUCCCAAACCGUCAGCAGUUCAAUAUGUUGCAAAAAAACCAUGAACGGAAUGGUGGUAGCGUGUCAGAUUUCAUCAAUCCUGCUUUUCUUCCAUCUUUCCCAAUAAUGUCUGAUUUUAAACAAAAUGCCAACUUUCCUCCAUUUAAUCGCCACCUGUUUUCAUCAGCCAAUAAUUUUUUUCCUCCGUCUCCAUUUCCUUUCUCAGAACUCUUUGAUCUGUUUCAUUAUGAUGAUUUUAACCACUUGAACCCCUUCCUCAAUGAUCUGUUUUGUGGAGAAAUAGCUGCACCAUAUUUUGCUUUUCCAACACCAUUUAACAAGUACAGACCUCCAAGAAACCGCAGUGGACCUGCUAAUGAGCUUCAUAUCCGGCUAGAGGAAUGUUAUGAGCAGUGGAGAGCUUUGGAGAAAGAAAGAAAGAAGACAGAGGCUGAACUUGCAAGGAACUUCCCAGGAAAGCGUGUAUCUAGCUCAAAUAACACUCCUGUGUCCCGGCUCCCUGCUAACCCAUCACGUGUUGAUCGUUUGAUUGUCGACCAGUUAAGAGAACAAGCCAGGGUGCUCACGUUAAUAAGAAAAAUGGAAAGGCUUCGUGGUACCCCUGUACAUGGGAGCGUAUCCACUACAUUGGAUCGCCAUAUGGAAGCCAUUAACAUAGCACAGGCGAGGCGCAAGGACGAGAUUGUUAAUGCUGCUGAUCCACGGAGACAAGGAGCGCCACGUUAUAAUAAUGAGAAAGGUGUCCUGGCCCUGGCAGCUGCUGUUAGAGAGCUGGCGGCUUCCACCCGCAAGGCUCGCACCGCUUUGUGGUGUGCGUUACAGAUGACUUUGCCAAAAACCUCUCCAGGCAGUCCUGUGAAACAAGAAGCUGUUGAAAGGGCAUUGCAAGAGCUCUGUCCUCCACACACAAGCACACAAGAGAAAAGUAGUGUGGAGCAUGAAAACAAAGGAAGCAAAAAAGAAAAACCUGAUGAACCUGCGGGGAUUCUGGAAUAACAGCAAAUAAUAUCAAAAGGCUGGCAGGAGGGUGGGACGGGAGGG
Messenger RNA from Cuculus canorus (common cuckoo), 3131 nucleotides. RefSeq names its product meiosis-specific coiled-coil domain-containing protein MEIOC. Gene Ontology annotation, cellular component: cytoplasm; nucleus. Gene Ontology annotation, biological process: male meiosis I; female meiosis I; meiotic cell cycle. Lineage: Eukaryota; Metazoa; Chordata; Aves; Cuculiformes; Cuculidae. The transcript has 9 exons. The record is from RefSeq and is a predicted model, not a curated record. Bases 210 to 3086 code for a protein of 958 amino acids.